GCUCAAAUCCAACAAUCAACGUAUAGAUAAAGUGAGAUCUCUGAGAUAAGGCAAUCGACUACCUGACUGCUAAACGCGCCCGACCUGAUCAAUUUGGCCACUCUCGAUAUAAUGCGCAAACGACACAAUUUAUGAGAUAUAGGACUUCUUUUAUUUGAAUUUCCUUUUAACAAAGCCACGCAUCUUACGGGGAGCUACCAGUGGUCUUUGAAAUUUACUCCUUACAUUUUAAUACGUGGCUUUGGAUGAACCGAUGAAAUGCGUUAUGUAAUUAAUAACUAUGUAUUUUUCUGCCCCACCCAAAAAAAACUAUGUAUUAUUUUGCCUUGAAAAAAUAAUCAUGUAUUUUAAAAUUUUAUCUGAAGUGUGGCGUGUGCCAUUAUAUCGUCAUUUUUGUGAUUCCCCCGAGUGAGAGCAAGAUUCCGCAGUCUGUGGUCUUGCAAACGAACUCAUUGCAAACUGUUCUUUUUAUUUUUUCCCUUUUUUUGGUAGGCAGUCUUUCAAACUGUUUUUCGUCCUCGUCCAAAAACAUAACUGUUUUUUCCUUCUCCUUGCACUCAGCCCUUCCAGUUUCGCAGGUCGGUGUUUACCAGUACCGUUCGGGCGAUGAUAGUUCUUCCUCUACCAUUAUCAUCGUCGUUAUCAUCCGUUGGUUUUCUUCCAACGUCGCCGCCAUUGGGGACCGCGGCGGUUUCGAGGUCAAGAUGUCCAUAUAAGCUCAAAGCCAGAGUCCCACCCCAGUCGGCACUGGUGGAGGCUAGGCCGGUUCAAGCGGUGGGAGACAGAGGGGGCAAUUAUGUCAUUCAGAUAUUGGAAGGGAAUGGCUCUCUCUCGUCUUCUUCCAGUAAGGUUCGUGCCAACGACAUGCAAGCCGAGGCCCGGGCCAUGGCCCGCGCAGCCAAUUCUUCCGUCUAUAGCCCUGAACUUCUUGCCCAAAAAUACGGUUCUCGCCCCAUCAAGGCUUUGCGGAGGACACUGGAGAUUUUGGUAAGCCUGGGUACCUUCGCCUUCAAACUGUUGCUGGAUGAAAGGAAUGGGCAGCUCGAACGGAACAAGCGUAUGCGAGCUGCGGAGCUGAAAAGGAUUUUCACGAGAUUGGGCGCGACUUUUGUCAAAGUUGGUCAGGGCUUGUCAACUAGACCCGAUAUCUGCCCGCCUGAGUACCUAGAGGAGCUCUCUGAAUUACAGGAUGCUCUGCCAACAUUUCCAAAUGAAGAGGCAUUUUCGUGCAUUGAAAAGGAGUUGGGAAUGCCACUUGAAUCCAUUUACUCGUUCAUAUCUCCUUCUCCAAUCGCAGCAGCCAGUUUAGGCCAAGUGUAUAAAGCUCAACUGAAUUAUUCUGGACAGGUUGUUGCUGUGAAGGUACAGAGACCUGGUAUUGAAGAAGCUAUAGGGUUGGACUUUUACUUGAUAAGAGGCCUUGGGUUUCUAAUAAAUAAAUAUGUGGACAUAAUAUCCAGUGAUGUUGUUGCUCUUGUCGAUGAAUUUGCAUGUAGAGUUUAUCAAGAGCUUAAUUAUGUACAGGAGGGUCAGAAUGCACGGAGGUUUAAAAAGCUAUAUGCUGACAAAGAGGAUGUGCUUGUCCCAGAUGUCUUUUGGGAUUACACCAGUGGGAAAGUACUAACAAUGGAGUGGGUGGAUGGUGUCAAAUUAAAUGAGCAAGAAGCCAUUGAGAAGCAAGGUUUAAAAGUCUUGGAUUUGGUCAAUACAGGUAUCCAAUGCAGCCUUAGGCAGUUGCUUGAGUAUGGUUAUUUUCAUGCAGAUCCUCAUCCUGGUAAUCUCCUCGCAACUCCAGAGGGAAAACUUGCUUUUCUUGAUUUUGGGAUGAUGAGUGAGACUCCAGAAGAAGCAAGAUUUGCUAUUAUUGGUCAUGUUGUUCACAUGGUUAAUCGGGAUUAUGAAGCUAUGGCUCGUGAUUACUAUGCUUUGGAUUUCUUAUCUCCAGAGGUAGAUGUUUCUCCAAUUGUUCCAGCACUUCGAAACUUCUUUGAUGAUGCACUUAAUUCUACUGUCAGUGAACUCAACUUUAAAACAAUUGUGGAUGGUUUGGGCGCUGUUUUGUAUCAAUAUCCAUUUAAUGUCCCAGCAUAUUAUGCCUUGAUAUUGAGGUCACUUACAGUACUGGAAGGCUUAGCUCUUUAUGCUGACCCUGACUUUAAGGUGCUGGCUGCUUCAUAUCCAUAUUUUGCUAAAAGGCUACUCACUGAUCCAAAUCCAUAUCUUAGAGAUGCUCUUAUUGAGUUGCUGUUCAAGGAUGGAAGAUUUAGGUGGAAUAGGCUCGAAAACCUAAUCGUUCAGGGAAGGAAGGACAGGGAUUUUUCUGCUAAAGAUGCCUUGCAACCUGUUUUGAAGCUAUUACUAGGCCCAGGGGGUGAAGAGCUAAGAACUUUAGUUAUUAAGGAGGCCAUCCGUGUAGCUGAAGCUAUUAUUUUUGGCACAAUGAUUGAUACAUAUAGUUCCAUCCCUAGUUUUAUAAGGAGUUUAAUGUUCAACAAUAGUGCAGUUGGACUUAAUGUUGUGAGUAGUAGUGAGCAGGAAAGCAUGCUAGAACUUCGAGAUCAAGUGUUCAGAAUAUGGGUGCUCUUGCAGUCGUCAAAGAAUUUUGAUCCAGCCCUUCUGCAACCUAUCGUACAGGGCUUCAUAGAUGGAGUAACUUUCUUGGUGAGAAAGCAAGGGUGGAAAAGCUCAUUGUGUACUUCAAAUCAGAAGUAUGAGACAGUGCUUCAAUGUAACAGGAAGAGAUGGUGUGUAAUUGUUACAAAAGUAUUCAAGGAAGGUAAGAAAACAAAUGAUUUGUUUACUGGAGGGAAAAGAGUGCAAAGGAUGGAAGAUGGUUACAAAGAACAUGCAACUUUACUUGGUCCAUAUGGACAAAGGACACUUGAGGAGGAGUAGAAGGAAGCUUCGGUAGAUGGUGAUUGCUUUCAUGGAAGGGAUGAAAACCUAGUCACCAUUAGAGGUGAGUCUGGUUCCAGCAAUGGAGGUGAAGAGGAAAGGGAAAUGGUGUUAGUAGCUAGCUCACAAUGAACACAAAAUGUCAAUGGAGGUGGAGAAAGGGAACUAGGUCAAAAGAUGUGUAAUUACAGCAAAAGAAAAAGUAAAUGAUUGGUGGCCAGUGCUAGAUUCAGUAAUAGAAGAGCUCUAGAUCAAAAACAUGGCGGCUUUACUCCCUUUCUCUGAGAACAGAGUCAUCGUAGACAUCUAUGAUGAGGUGGUAGAGGUCUCAAUGGUGAAAACAGGGGAAGGCUUGGCGUUGUUUGAGAGAUGGAAGAUGUCUUGUAAUGAAAUAGUUUUAAAUAAAUUGAGUAAAAUGGUGAAAAUGAUGGGGAUGCAUUCAAUCUCUGGAAAGGAGUCGUUUUAGAAAAAAAAAAUUGCAGAAGCUUUGGGAGGAACUCUAGAAGAUUACAACUUUGAAGACUUAUUUUCAGUAAAGAUUAAGCUCCUCAGGGUGAAACCGGAAUGCAUUCCUCACUCUUGUGACUUACUGAUAGAGGGACGGUGGAGGAGAACAUGGCUAGCGGCGGGAAUUGAAGCAUUGCUCUAAAAGGGCUGUUGAAAGCUUGAAGACAAAGCUGAGCUUGCCAGUUGGUCCUCACAUGGCAAUAGGAGAAUGGCUGAAGAGGAGAAGAGGAAGACCAGAAUAAAUAUGAAGGGAAACAGUCCUAUUCUGGGAGGAGGUGGAUUCUUUGCAUGAAGAGGAAGACAUUCCGUGGUGUAUAGCAGGAGAUUUCAACGUCAUAAGAUUCAGUCAAGAGCACUCAAGGGGCAGAGCCUUAACUAGAAGCAUGAGGAAUUUUUCCAGAUUCAUUUCCAGACACAACUUGUGCAAUCUUCCGUUCAAGAAUGGACAGUUCACCUGGUCAAAUAUGCAGGAAAAUUACAUCAGUUGCAGACUUGACAGAUUUAUCCAUUUCAAGAAUGAA
Nelumbo nucifera (sacred lotus) is the source of this 3923-nucleotide messenger RNA. Lineage: Eukaryota; Viridiplantae; Streptophyta; Magnoliopsida; Proteales; Nelumbonaceae. The record is from RefSeq and is a predicted model, not a curated record.